AUGUCAAGAAGGUCCUUGUCGCAAUUGUCGAAGGGCAAAUCAGACAUGCAGGCAAGUGACUGCGCUCGAAAGCUAUGCUACCUCCCACUGACCGCGCCCCAAAGAGCACGAGUUUCGGCUCGGCAACGUGCUGCGAACAACUUUCUGAGUCCAAACAACAGGAAUACCGACGAUCAUGGAAUACCACAGUCCUCACCAGAAUCGGUUGGAUAUAUGGGCGAAGAGAGUUUUCUUCGGAAUCCCAGCGUCCCCCCUUUCGUUGAUGAUUCUGCUGCAGAAACGACUAGCUGGGCUGAGAAGAUCCUGCAUCUGACAGGAGCAACCAUCCCCCCAUCCAAUAUGCUGGUGGCGGCAUUGGCAGACUUAUAUUUUGAACAUGUCUAUCCUCACCAACCCAUUGUUGACCGCGCAGAUCUAGUGAAGUACCAAAGCUCUCCUUUGCUGCUUCACGCCAUUUGUGUCAUCGGGAGUUCCUACGGCCACCCUAGGGCGUCUGUAAGCCAACUGAAGGCGGCAAACUCGUUUUAUCUGAAAGCAAAAACUCUAUUGGACACCGAACAUGAGAAAGAUAAUCUGGUCACCCUCAAGGCAUUGUGCUUGUUGACCUGUCGGAGUGUUCGUUUGCCUACACAUAUUAGCCUCCAGAGUAACUGGCAUUGGCAAGGAGCUGCCGUACGCUAUGCCAUUCACAUGGGCCUCCAUAAAGAGACAACUUAUGCAUCGAGAGAGGCUGCAGGCUGUUGUAGAAGGAUAUGGUGGCAAUUAUUCAAUCAUGACAAAAUGUCUUCAUUUUGUUAUGGCAGACCAGCAGCCAUAAACAUCCGCGAGACUGACGUUCAUAAGCCUUCUCAAGCUGAUUUCCCAAGCUACCAUCCCGAUAACGAUAUAUUCAUCGCCAAAACCGAACUAUCAAUUGUUCUCGGCAGACUCGCAGAUGCUCGAUAUGCCGCGAGUUCGUCCGAGGCUGAACUAAAUAGCAUUGGUGAUGCACUCAAGGAUUGGAUUCAAGGGCUUCCUGCUGCGUUACAACUAUAUGAUGGCGCCGACCGAAACCCAUUUCGAAGAGUCAUAUCUGAACUACAUAUCCUCUAUUUUGCCUGCUUGAUCAUCUAUCUUCAAGCUUUAGCAAAGCUAGAUUCGAGCUCUGGACCUUCCAAGGAAACCUUGGAAGGAUGUGUGGACGCCGCGUCACAGAUUGCACGACUGUUCGAAGAAGUCGAGCUACGCAACGAGGUUACAUACCUUGCGCCUAUCAACAACUGGUAUUGCCUGCUCGCCGGGGUAAUCCAGAUCCGUGCUCGAGCAACUUUUCCUGACAAAAAAGCAUCAAGGACAGAAGAACUACAAGCAAUCAAGAAUGUACUCAAGCAGAUGACAGCUUGUGUUCCAAGCUCAAACCUCAUCCUCAAGAACCUCGAACGCUGCGAGCGUGUCUCAAGAGAUCUUCCAGACCCUUUCGGCAUUGGCUCGAAGCACACCACGUAUCCGCAACUAAAUAAAGAUGACACCGUCACGGUCGAUACCUCGACUCCUAAGUCGCCUUUCGGGCCAUCCAGUGGGCAGACGAUAGAACCUUUCUCUCAGAAUGCCGGAGUUGGCGUCAACGGCCCCAUAUUCACCCCUAUUGAGAAUUGGGCUUUUGACGACACCUUCGAUUUUGACUUCGGCGACAUGCGAUUCGACACUUCAAUUGCGGAAGAAAUUAUAUCAGCUCCAACUGACCAAUCGUCCUUCAUUAGCUAG
Exophiala mesophila is the source of this 1743-nucleotide messenger RNA. RefSeq lists its product as uncharacterized. Bases 1 to 1743 code for a protein of 580 amino acids. Gene Ontology annotation, biological process: DNA-templated transcription. The transcript is spliced from 2 exons. Lineage: Eukaryota; Fungi; Ascomycota; Eurotiomycetes; Chaetothyriales; Herpotrichiellaceae. Gene Ontology annotation, molecular function: DNA binding; zinc ion binding. The record is from RefSeq and is a predicted model, not a curated record.